Molecule: messenger RNA, 1449 nt
Organism: Penicillium samsonianum
Lineage: Eukaryota; Fungi; Ascomycota; Eurotiomycetes; Eurotiales; Aspergillaceae
Product: cytochrome P450
Exons: 4
Coding region: 1-1449 (482 amino acids)
Molecular function (GO): oxidoreductase activity, acting on paired donors, with incorporation or reduction of molecular oxygen; iron ion binding; monooxygenase activity
Source: RefSeq, a predicted model, not a curated record
AUGUAUGCUAAGUUAAUGCAGUUCCGGGGCCCCUUGGGGACCGGCAUCUCGAACUGGCCUCAUAGCAUGGCCAUGCUUCGGGGCAAUUGCCACGAGUGGUACGCCGAGGUCAACAAGAAAUAUGGUCCGAUCGCCCGUGUCGCGCCUCUAGUCCUAAUCACGUCCUGUCCGGAAGUUUGGAUACACGUAAACAACAAGCCUGGCUACAAGCGCUCCGAUUGGUACUACAACGCCACACGAAUCGAGUACCAGAGGGACAAUGUCUUCAGUCAGACGGAUAACACGAAACACGAGCAACGGAGGAAGCAGAUGGCUCCAGGGUAUUCGGGGAGGGAGAAUACCCAACUUGAGGGGUCUGUGGAUGAACGACUCCAAGAUCUCCUGAACCUUAUCCGGACCAAAUACAUCUCGUCUAACAGCCAUGUUGUGCCUAUGGACCUAGCGAAGAAGGUUCAGUAUUUCACACUGGACGUUAUUAGCAGCGUCGGCCUGGGCAAGGCGUUCGGUAUGUUGAAGAGUGACCGUGACGUGGACAACUACCUCCAAUCGAGCGAGGAGGGACUUGCUAUCGCCCAUGCUUCCCUUGCCAUGGGCCUCAGCUGGAUCACCCAGAUGCCUUUCAUCGGCAAGUUCAUUGCACCUUCGCCUAAGGAUAACAACGGCUUCGGUAAGAUGAUGACGGCAUGCUUCCGCCUUGUUGACGAGCGCGCUGCGAGCUCCACCGACGAGAAAUCCGAUAUGUUAGCCUCCUUCAUGCGCCACGGCUUAGCAGGGGACGAGCUGCGCACUGAGGCACUAGAGCAGAUCAUUGCGGGCUCCGACACUACAGCUGCCGCCAUCCGUGGUACCCUUCUGCACAUCAUGACGAAUCCCCGCGUCUACUUCAAGUUACAGCGCGAGGUGGACGAUGCCGUGCGUAGCGGUCGUGCUCCGAGCACGGGUAAAGGCCUUGUUACCGCUACCCAGGCUAGAAAGCUUCCGUACCUCCAGGCCGUAAUCCGCGAAGCUCUGCGAGUAUGGCCACCUGUUGCGAACAUAUUCUCGCGCGACGUUCCAAUAGGGGGCGACACUGUUGUCGUCGACGGAGAGAGCGUAUUCCUUCCGGGUGGUACCUGCAUCGGAUACUCUGCAUGCGCUAUGCAUAAGAGCGAGAAGAUCUACGGCAAGGACGCAGAGGCGUUCCGACCCGAGCGGUGGCUCGACUCGGACCCUGCCAAGUUGGCUGUUAUGGUUCGGACCAACGAGCUCAUAUUUGGUCACGGCAAAUUUCAGUGUUUAGGGAAGACAGUGGCCCAAAUCGAGAUCGGAAAGAUGGUGUUCGAGCUCUUACGCAACUUCGACCUGGCACUGAUCAACCCGACGCGUCCCUGGGAUGCGCGGAACUACCUUGGACUUUUCGCGAUUUCAAAUAUGUGGGUGCAAGUGACAGAGCGAACGCCUUUUUCUUAA